AUGGCCCAAAAUGGUAGUUCUUGUUUUGGCAGUGGUAUCACCGUUUGCUUUGGUGGAAGUAGUGGCUGUGGCAAUAGCAAUAAUGGAGGAGGUGAUGAGGGUGGAGGAGGUGGAGGUGGGAAUGGGGGUGGAGGUGGAGGUGGAAACAAAAAGCCUGAAGAGUUGCAACCAUAUCCAGUGAAAGAGCAAUUACCCCGUGUCCAGUAUUGUAUAAACAGCCCACCUCGGCGGCCUCUUGUAAUGGGUUUCCAACAUUAUAUUUUAUCUCUUGGCAUGACUCGUGUUGAUACGGAGCAUAAUCGUUCCUCAAAUGGGCGAGUGGUCGAGAAGGCUAGGGUGAUACGGACUUUGCUCCUUAUAACGGGAUUGAGCACAUUUUUUCAAACUUUAUUUGGUACCCGCUUACCAUCGGUAGUCGUGGGUUCCUAUACGUAUAUGAUACCAACUACAUCGAUUGUUCUUGCUAGCGGACAUUCUUCACUAUUGGAUAACCAAGAGAGGUUUGUCCAAACAAUGAGAGCAAUACAAGGUGCCCUAAUUAUUACCUGGUUGCUUCCAAAUGGUAAUGGGAUUCUUGGGUUUGUGGAGAAAUAUAGUGAGAUAAUAUUUUUGCGGUAUCUUCCUCAUUAUGUGCAAUCAAAGAGGCCUAUAUGUGAUCGAUUUGCAGUUCUAUUCUCAACUACAAUCACAUGGUUAUUUGCACAACUUCGACCACAAGCACGAGUGUAUAAUAAGAAAUCCGAAAUCACACAAAUGACUUGUCGCACCGAUCGUGCUGGCCUUAUUAAGUGCAUCCCCUUGGCUAAUGAAGCUUUUGCAAUGAUGGUCGCUUCUUUUGUUUCUCUAUUCGAGUCAACUAGUACAUUUUAUGCAACGACAAGGUAUGGAAGUGCCACUUCGUACCACAUUCGGUUGUCGAUCGUGGCACUCGGUUGGGCUGGUAGACAUUCUUCUCCGAUCUCCGAUGUUCACUAA
Molecule: messenger RNA, 975 nt
Organism: Dovyalis caffra
Lineage: Eukaryota; Viridiplantae; Streptophyta; Magnoliopsida; Malpighiales; Salicaceae
Source: the annotation of a GenBank genome assembly